Messenger RNA from Cylicocyclus nassatus, 1947 nucleotides. Lineage: Eukaryota; Metazoa; Nematoda; Chromadorea; Rhabditida; Strongylidae. The record is from the annotation of a GenBank genome assembly.
GUUCAUCUCAGCUAGUGCUACUCUGAAUUUUGUUCGUUCACCAGGCUAGAGCACGCAGAUAUAACUCUUCGAUCCCCUUUACUACUUCGCUACAGUGCAUCAUUUUGUGCCCCGCUUUAUCGGCAGCAUUUCUACAGCAGUUUGCGCAUGUUUGCGUUCAAAUUCCUGGUUGUGAAUUUUUCUGCUGAAAUUUGACGGAUAACUAAACUUUCUUCAAAGAUGCUUCUCAACUGGGUGAUACUCCUUCCCUUGUCGUUGGCAGCAAUUUGCCCCUUGGAACGUCACCAAGUUUGCAACCUCAUCGCUGCGGACGACGCCGAACAUGUCAGGGAAAAUAGACAUCGUUGCACUUGUGCCAUAACGGCUCUAUCGGAUAGGCCACCACCAGAGCAAUCGUGCACAAACUUCAUAACUCUCGAUGAGGAGGAGAAAACUUUUCCGGUUGUUUCCAUCACGUUCAACCUGAAAGAGUCCCCAGAGCUAGACGCUUUCCCAGAAGAAUCAUUUCGUGACACCAUUGCUGGGGCGCUACGAGUUAAUCAGGACAACAUUUUGAUACUGAGAGUUAACUGCAAGGGUACGAAGGACACUCUUACGGUGCAGUUCGGAGUGCUCAAGCCACAGUCGGUGGCAGAACUGAAGAAAAAGCCGAAGAAGAGGACAGUAAAGGAGGGCAAAAGUGAUGACGGUGACAACGAGAAUGACGAUGGCGAUGAAGAAGAAGAGGAAGAAGAGGAAAAAGACGACAACGAAGGUGAAAACGAACCUAGUGAUGCGAAAGCUGAUGACAAAAAUACGAAGAAUGGCAGAAAACAUAACGACGAUGAUGAUGAUGAUGAUGACGAAGUCAAAGGCAAUGCUGGAGAAGAUGAUGACGACGACGAGGAUGAGGGAAGAGAUGAUGGUGAUGACGACAAAAAUGAUGAUGACGAGGCUACAGUUAGCAAAAUAAAGAAGCACGGUCGAAAACAUACUAAAAUCGAAGCCAAAAAGUCGAAAGAUGAGAAGAGCAAAAAGCAUCACCAAGACAUCGUCUCGGUGAAAAAGGACGAUAAGAAGAAUAAUGGUGAGGAUGAUGAUGUUGAUGAUGAUGAUGAUGAUGAUGAUGAUGGCAAAGAAGGAGAUGACGAUGACGAUGAUGACGGCAAACACAAAAGCAUAGGCGAGAAAGACGACGAUAAAGAUGACGGCAGAAAACACAAAACCAAAGGCAGGAAAGAUGACGGUAAAGAUGGUGAUGAAGAUGAUGAAGAUGAUGAUGAAGAUGAUGAGAAAGUACAUAAAAAGAAGAAAACAGUAAAAGGAAAAAGUAAGCACCGCCACGAUGACGACGAUGACAAAAAGGAUGAUGAAGACGAUAAGGACGAUGACGAUGAUGACGAUGAUGGGGAUGAAUUAGAGAAAUACGACGAAGAUGAUGAAGAUGAAGAGGAGGAAGAUGAAAAAACAAAUGAGAAAACAGGGGAGGAGAAGGAUGAUGAUGACGACGAGGAAGAAGAGGAGGAAGAAGGCGAGAUAGAUUACGAAAAAGUGAAAUAUGUAGCUGAUCAGUUCCUGGAUGCCCAAUCUAUCGCUACAAGAAUGAAGGCUAUGGGUCACCUGAACCAAAUCGCGGAUCUGCAAGUCGAUUCUAUAGAAUUUACCGAGGACAUUAUCGAAAUCGAGUACAACCCAGACAACUCAGCUUUAAUUGUUCAAACAGCAAGUGCGGGCGGACUAUUUCUAUUCUUUUUGAUUAUCGGAACGUGGUGUAUGUGGCGUCGGAAUAUGUUCGAUUACUCGGACGAUCUACAAAAAGUAUAAUUUCCGAUUUACAUCAUAUCGAUUAUAGUUUGUUACAUAUCAUUUGCAACUUAGCAUAUAUAGAACAUCACCAAGUUCACUGUCACGAUAUUCCCAGCAUAUUUGACGUGUAAUUUGAUGUAGCAGAUAAAACGUCACAUCUGU